This is a messenger RNA of Mytilus californianus (California mussel), 5231 nucleotides long. Its product is annotated as thrombospondin type-1 domain-containing protein 4-like. Gene Ontology annotation, biological process: extracellular matrix organization. The coding region runs from base 282 to 3035 and encodes 917 amino acids. NCBI's taxonomy places the organism in Eukaryota, Metazoa, Mollusca, Bivalvia, Mytilida, Mytilidae. Gene Ontology annotation, cellular component: extracellular matrix. The record is from RefSeq and is a predicted model, not a curated record. The transcript has 16 exons. Gene Ontology annotation, molecular function: metalloendopeptidase activity.
CACGCAGAAUAUGUCAUGAAUUACGCAUGCCCUGAUUGUUCCUGGGUAAUACACACUUUAAUAAUCGGAUUUGAACUUUGUUAUAAUUAUGUCACAAAAAUUAAACAAUAUGCUUGAACCAGUAAGACUUGGGAUAAUAGAAUAAGAAUUUAUGACCGUCUACACAUUUCAUUUUAUUUUUAACCUAAAUAACAUGCAGUCGCAAUUUCACUGCAGUUAACGUUCUCCUCUUGUAUUCGGAUAUGAAUUGGACCUAUUCAUAAAGGAUUUCUACAGGAACAAUGUGGAUACGCCUGUCCACAUCAUGGUUUACAUUACUGCUGAUGACCAGUUGUGUUCUAACAGAACAAAAGACUUCUCAGAGAUCAGUAUUCAUGGAAUGGACUCCUUGGACAAUUUGUUCAAAAACGUGCAAUCAAGGUAUACAAAUGAGGACGAGAGAUUGUGUCAAUACAAGUAAAGACUGCAACCAAACUGAGAAGCAAUUAAAAGUUUGUCAGCAGCAGGAAUGCAAAGGAAAAGUUAGAGAUUCCAGAGAUCUUCAAUGUCAACAUUUCAGUAACAAGGUUGUUCAUAGAAGGAGGCAUCAUUGGUAUGGAUAUACGCAUGAACGGAAUCAGUGUGAAUUAUACUGUAAGGCGUCUUACUAUGGAUUUUAUAUGAAGUUUGGAGAUAAAGUUGAGGACGGAACCACAUGUAAAGAUUCGGACGCUGACGGGAUUUGUGUGAAUGGGCGUUGUCAGAUUAUUGGCUGUGACGGUAUUGCUGGGUCAAAUGCCAGGUUAGAUCACUGUGGUGUAUGCAGUGGAGACAGUUCAUCAUGCCAGCUAAUAUCAGGAAUAUUCACCAGGAGAUAUCUAAAAUAUGGAUAUAACUUGAUAAGUCGUAUUCCUUCCGGAGCAUGUAACAUCAAUAUAACAGAAAUGUCCCGCAGUAGGAAUUAUUUAGCAUUAAAAUUAACAGAUGGCGAUUACAUCAUCAAUGGAAAUUAUAGACUAACUAGAAACAACGUGUUCAGAGAAGCGGGAACAACUUUUACGUAUCACAGAAAUAAAAGAUCAGAAGGCUGCCGAUCGCAGUGUAUUAUGGCCGACGGUCCAACAACGAAAUCCAUUGACUUAGAGUUGCUGUUUUACCAAGUAAAUACAGGUAUAAUGUAUCAAUUUACCGUGCCGAAUAAUUUAACAGACUAUUUUAUGCAAAAUAUGGUGCCUAAUCUUAGAGAAAAUCGACGAAAUCCUAGUGCACAAUUAUCUAAUCGCAAUGCACAUCUUAGUAAACAAAAAGACGUUCAUAUGAUAACGAAUCCAAAUGAACUUCAUAAGCAUAGAACACAAGUAAAUAAUAACCAAAACUCCAGGAAUGUCAAUUCUCAAGCAGCUGUUCAGUCUAAACCUAGUUUUGAAAACACUUACAGCACUAAUGAUAAUAUAAGGAAUACAAAUAGUGAUACAGGCAAUACUCGUGUUAGUUCAACGAAAACUGAACAGCAACAAGUCGACCAAAGUGGAUAUUCUUAUUCAGGAGGAUUGGGAGCGUAUAACCAGGCAGCUACUGGCGACUACGGUCAGCAAUCGUCAGGAAAUAACAAUGUCCCAUUAGGGCAAGAGAGUUUCUACGGUAAAAAGGGAUAUCCGGUAUAUAGUAAUGGCAUUCCGCUAGGCGGAUCUGCAGAUGGUGUACCGCUUGGCGGAUCGGCAAAUAGCGUAUCCCAGGGAGGAAUUCCACUCGGUGGAAGUGCAAAUGGCGUACCUCUUGGUGAAACUGUAAACAAACCACGUUUAGUAAUUGCUAACCAUAUACCCGACAGUAAAAACUAUUUUUGGAGAAUAUCAGGAUUUACAGAAUGUUCAAGAACUUGUGGAGGAGGUGCACAGGAAACAAAGAUUAUAUGUUUGAAAAAAGAUACCAACGUUAUGGUUACUAAUGAAAAUUGCGAUCCUCGAUUGAAACCACAGUCACAAGUGCUAAAAUGCAAUUCCAAAAUAUGUCCCCCAAAUUGGGAGUUUGGUAACUGGUCGGAUUGCAGUGCAAGCUGUGGACAAGGGAUGCAGACAAGACCAGUGCUGUGCAAACAGUUGAUAGAUUCUGAGCUACAUUUAGACGUCCCAACUUCUCGAUGCGAUUCAAGAACCAGGCCGGAAUCAGCAAGGAGUUGCAACACAAGACUUUGUGCUGAAUGGACUAAUGGGGAAUGGGGAAAGUGUACUGUGAAUUGUGGUCGGGGACAGCAGGAACGAGAGGUUUACUGCAAGCAUGUAGAUGGCCAAAAUACUACAGAGUCAACUUGUAUAGGUUCUAAACCACAAACGGUAAAGAGUUGUAAUAUGGGUGUUUGUGCAGUUGGUUGGUUUUACUCAAAGUGGUCAAGACGGUGCUCAUCUAGUUGUGGCACUGGAUACGUAACAAGGAAGGUUUUCUGUUCAGCAGCAGACGGUGCGCCACUUCCUGAAAGCAAAUGCUCCAAGUCAAAACCGCGGGAAAAGAGGCCAUGUCGCAAUAGGAUUCCAUGUGGCGGUAUAUGGUUUACGGGUCCAUGGUCAAAGUGCUCUGCGACGUGCGGAGAUGGAAGGAAGAAAAGGGAUGUAAUAUGCAUGAAAAAAUUAGGAGAAAAGCUCAUCACUGUGGUGGGAGAUGAAAACUGUUUAUCAAAACAAAAACCAACAACAACUAAACCAUGCAAAGAUUUGCCGCCUUGUCAAGCGGAGUGGUUUAUGACUUCUUGGUCAAAGUGUUCAAAAUCAUGUGAUGCCGGAACAAAAUCAAGGUUGGUGAAGUGUUUGGACGAAGAUUUAAGUCCGAGUUCUACUUGUUCUGAAGAUCACCGUCCGACUACACGUCAUGUUUGUAAUACUGAUUCAUGUGACCUUCCACAGCUCGAUGAAGAUCCAACUUGUAUAGACAAACUACAAAACUGUAAAUUAGUUCCACAAGCAAAAAUUGAACUUUGUGAUUAUCCAUUCUACAAGACUGCAUGUUGUCGAUCUUGCAAGAAGCGAGAACAUAAAACACAUUACAACAGAACUCAUUCAUGAGGAUAUACAUAAAGUGUUCAUUUACUGUGAGGAAGGUCUAGUUAGUUCAAGGAUUAAAACAGCAUUGUGAAUGAGUGUUGUGAUAUUACUAUGCUAGUGCUGACUUAAUACUACAAUGUGGAAAAGUAAUCAAACUUUCCUCGCCGAGCUUAGUCAUGAUAGAAACAUUAUAUAAUACUUAAGUUGUAAUUUUGUGUACAAACCACUUUAAAGUGCUUUAUAUGCGUUGAUAAAAGUGUAGGGAUAUAUUAUGAAUGCAUGGUUAGAAAGUAGCUACACAGUCGCAGUUAUAAAUGUUAUACAAUGUACAGUAAUGUGUAUAAUUAUGGUUAUUUGAAGCGUUAAGUGAUUAUUUUAGUACAUGCUUUGUUUUUUACGUUUCCAUUAUUCUUUAUCUAGUCAAGUAUAAUUUUUCUGAGUUCGCCGAAUGGAUGUUUAGAGAAUUUCUCCUAUAACAAUAAGAGUUCUGUUAGUUUUCUAUUUGGUGAUUUUUCAUCUAAUUCAUUGAUUUUCAAACAACUUAUUCUUGGAUGCCAGUUGUAGUCUAAAACGCUGCAGUAAAUAUGUUCAAGAGACCCUUUUUAAAUAAUGUUCAUUAGAUGGUCGGAUCGCAUCUUUUCAAUUAAUAGGUAAUAGCAGUCAAUCAUUGGAACAACACUUCUACCUAUAAUUUACAAGAAAAGCUGCAGAAUUGAGUCUCGAGCAUAACUUUGUUUAAUAGUUUUAGAUCCGAUUUGGUUCAACAGUUCUACAGAUAUAUAUUUUUUUUUUCACUUUUGCAUUUGGAUCAUAGUAUACCCCAUGAAACUAAAUUUUGGAACAAUCAAGAACAACACAAUUUUAAAUAGAAGAAAAGUUUCGUUUGGACAUGUUGUGCUUGAAUUUUAGACUUUGUUAUUGCGAUUUUAUUACUUUAUUUGAUUGAACUCUAGAAUAAUAAAUGUAAUCUGAUUUUUGUUUAUGAAACAACAGGGUAUGAAUGUUUUAACAUAACUAUUCAUAUAUAUUAUCACUUCUUUAACGAGAAUAAACCUAUUAUGAAGUAAGUAUAUCUGAAAUGUAUUGGUAUUAUAUAAAAGUUUAUGCUAAGCAUAAAACACUAGUGGUUGUGAAUGUUAGAAUCAUCCAUUUCCAUUUUUCACAGAGUUCAUCAUCAUCACGAAAUACGUUUUAAUAAAGGGCAAAUUAAUAUAUCGAUAGGGCAUAAUUGAUAAAAUGGCGAACUUGUUACAUGUAGCAACAUAUCGAUACUUUGUUACUUUGUUUCCUAUCUACCUCUAUCACGUACAUUCAUAAGGUUUAGUGUUCGGCGUUAUUUCUGUAUUGUAAAGAAGACUGCAGGAAUAAAGGUACUCCAUAUCCAGUUGAUAGAAUUUUAUACUUUUGAAUGUUUAUCUUUUUAUCUUGUCAAUUAACGGGAACCAUGUUGGUAGUCUUGGUUGUUUUCUCUUCUAGUAGUUGUGAUAUUUGAAAUAAUGAUUGUUCCCUCCUUUUAUGUAUUUUCUAGAAAAACUUUCAAAUAACCAGUAAAUACAUGUAAUUCUGAAAACGUUUAUUUUCAAUUAUUUAGCUCCAUACUGAUCCAACAUCAUUUUGUACAAGCUGCAUUCAAUGACCAUUGAUCAAUUAUAUUGUAGUUUUGGGUUAAAAAAAUAUGUCUGAUGUUGAUACUUAUACAUCUGUGUAUUGCCUUUCUCGAUGUCUGGUGUUAAUACUCUAACAUCUGUGUAUUGCCUUUCUCGAUGUCGGGUGUUGAUACUUUAACAUCUGUGUAUUGACUUUCUCGAUGUCGGGUGUUGAUACUUUAACAUCUGUUUAUUGCCUUUCUCGAUGUCGGGUGUUGAUACUUAAACAUCUGUGUAUUGCCUUUCUCGAUGUCGGGUGUUGAUACUUUAACAUCUGUGUAUUGCCUUUCUCGAUGUCGGGUGUUGAUACUUUAACAUCUGUGUGUUGCCUUUCUCGAUGUCGGGUGUUGAUACUUUAACAUCUGUGUAUUGCCUUUCUCGGUGUCGAAUGUUCUGUCCCAAGACACAAUGUCAACACCCUUUGCAGAUUUUUGUCUUUAUGCAUGCAUGCCUUAUUUUUAUUGAUAUUGUCGAUCAAAAGUUGUCAUGUUGAUUCAGCAAACUUGUUUUAAUUUUCAUCUAACAUUCAUGACAAUCAUGUAAUAUCUGUUGAAUAAAUGUGUUCAAAAUA